AUGUUCUUCCAACCCAUUCCAGCUAAAGAUAAAAUCAGUUUUACGAAUAGAAUAGGUAAAAAGGAAACUGACACUAAAAUCAGGUUCAGAAAUGGUUUUUGUUGUGACGUUUUAACAUCGGUCGAUAUUCAAGAAAUAGUGAAAGCCGAUGGACGAAUUAUUAAAAUAUUAGAUGGUAUAGUUUACGAAGAAAAUUUUAAAACUCCACCCUAUAGAGAUUAUAUUUUAAUUUUGAGAGAUCUAAGAAAUAAAUAUAAACGAGAAGGUAAUAUCGUAGGUAGUAAUUGCAUGAAAUUAUUAGGCAAUUCAUUGUAUGGUAAAUCUAAUCAGAAGGAUAUAACUACAUCGAGACAUCUAUGGAGUGAAGCGACUUUAAAAGCCAACUUCGAUUCACAUCUUAUAAACUAUGAAAAAGUAAAUGAUAGUCAAUAUAUAGUUGAGAUAAAUGAAGAAGAAAAAGAAUUUGACUGUACACCUAAAUCUACACGACUAUCACCUAGUCAUUUGGGAUCAUUCGUUUUAUCUCACAGUAAAAAAAUAAUGAAUAAUUUUAUUCACGUGAUAGAUGGAUUUUAUAAGCCUGAAAUAUACUAUACGGAUACCGAUAGUUUAUACAUUUCGUCUAGCAAUUGGGAUAAAUUAAAUGAAG
Lottia gigantea (owl limpet) is the source of this 649-nucleotide messenger RNA. RefSeq lists its product as hypothetical. Gene Ontology annotation, molecular function: DNA binding; DNA-directed DNA polymerase activity; nucleotide binding. Gene Ontology annotation, biological process: DNA replication. Lineage: Eukaryota; Metazoa; Mollusca; Gastropoda; Lottiidae. The transcript has a single exon. The record is from RefSeq and is a predicted model, not a curated record. The annotation marks the transcript as partial.